AUGUCUCUAUCUGAGUCUGAAAGGAAAUUUCUGGAGUUUGACUGGUCUUCAAAUGCAUUGUGGCAUCAAUACUAUGAUAAUUUAUAUCCAACACCAACAGUAGCACAAUUGAAUAUCUACAAAAGAAAAUGGUUUAAGAAGAAUAUAGAUGCUGAACUGGAGCUAUAUCCAAAGAUAUAUCCUAGUCAAUCUAAUGGGAAUCCUCCAACUGCAAACUGUAAUGGUGAGGAGAAAGUUUAUCAUUCCAACAUCUACUACUCAAAUUUAAAAGCAACUCUGCUACACCAAUUUAUAAUAUAUUCCUUACUAAUGGCAUUACUUUUAACUUCAUUUUUAAUAAUACAAACGGUUUUACCAUUUAUUAAGCAAAAUAAUGUUAUUUCAAAUGUUUCGAAAUUAGCCACACUGCUAUACUUGUUUGGAUUAAGUUCUUAUUUAUAUGAGAAAUUAGAUAAACCUAUAAAAUUUACAAGUUUUGAGUUUUGGGGUAAAAUUCUUUAUGAAGAUGGAUUUCAGUCAUUUUUAAUCCUCAUUGCAUUGUUCGGUAUUACUUCAGUAUUCCCACUUGUCUUCAUAAGCCCUAUGAUAACAUCUUUAUUUAUUUUGGUAGAUCUUUCUCAAAUCUUAAAUUACAAGAAACUUCAUAUUGCCACUAAAAUCAUUAAAGAUAAUAGAAGUGCUAUCUUACAAAAGCGUGCUUACUUCGAGAUUUUUGGUCUUGGGCUAUAUAUUAUUUACACUGCAAUUACUAGGAAAAUAAGUUUGAUAUAUCCAUUUUUACAUUGGAAUAUUAUUAGAACAAAAUACAUGUUUGAUCCUUACUUGCAACUUGCUUUUAGACAGAUUGAUGGGUACUUCAAUUUAUUUUUAAGAACAUACUCUUUACAUAUUCCUUUAUUUAUCCCUAAAAUAUAUACUUGGGUAAGUAGAGCUAAAAGCUAUACAAAUUCAUUGCUAAACACUUUAUUUUAUGAUAUUUUAUUACUGUUUGUAGAUGAGAGAAUUCUUUGUGAGGCAGAUUUCUGCAAGCUAGGAACAAUUCCCCAACUUCAGGCCUUUGAAUAUUUAACUUUAGAGAAUUUAUUAGUUUUUCAAUAG
Molecule: messenger RNA, 1098 nt
Organism: Cryptosporidium muris RN66
Lineage: Eukaryota; Apicomplexa; Conoidasida; Eucoccidiorida; Cryptosporidiidae
Exons: 1
Coding region: 1-1098 (365 amino acids)
Source: RefSeq, a predicted model, not a curated record